This is a messenger RNA of Quercus robur (English oak), 1009 nucleotides long. RefSeq names its product protein RTE1-HOMOLOG. The record is from RefSeq and is a predicted model, not a curated record. Gene Ontology annotation, biological process: regulation of ethylene-activated signaling pathway; response to ethylene. The coding region runs from base 209 to 901 and encodes 230 amino acids. Gene Ontology annotation, cellular component: endoplasmic reticulum; Golgi apparatus. The transcript is spliced from 3 exons. Lineage: Eukaryota; Viridiplantae; Streptophyta; Magnoliopsida; Fagales; Fagaceae.
AAAAAAAAAAAAGGAGUUAAGAUGAAAACAGAAGAAACCAACACCAACAGCAUAUUCCAUAUAAUCUAACCCGCGCAGGGAAAACCGCCCCCCAUAAAAAGCCGAUUUUGGCGAACGUCACGCCCCUAACUUCCACUUCCUCUCCACUUCCCCAAACCAACCGUCGCCUCCUCGUUUGGGAAACCAAAAAGAUUGCCCAACUUUGGCAAUGGAAGAAAGUGCAGACCCUGAGAACCAGCUGAUGAUUGAAGGAAAUGUUCCAAAAACUAUGCAAAUUGAUCCAAGAAGAGCUAGGUUCCCAUACUGCAUUGUGUGGACACCCCUUCCUAUUAUUUCAUGGCUGAUUCCUUUCAUUGGUCACAUUGGCAUAUGCAGAGAGGAUGGAGUGAUCUUGGACUUUGCAGGGCCCAAUUUUGUGUGUGUGGACAAUUUUGCAUUUGGAUCAGUAACCCGCUACCUUCAAAUUAGCAAAGAAAAGUGUUGCAUUUCUCCCUAUCCUUCAGUAUACAAUAGUGAGGAUGGAUACAUUCCGGAUGAACCUGGACGAGAAGUAUCAACAUGGGAUGAUGCACUACGAAAGAGCACUCAGGAAUUCCAGCACCGAUCUUACAACCUCUUAACUUGCAAUUGCCACUCUUUUGUAGCAAACAACCUAAACAGGUUGGGCCUUCAUUCGGGCGGGUGGAAUGUGGUGAACCUUGCUGCUCUCAUAUUCCUCAAGGGUCGUUGGGUGAGCACAGGAUCCAUGGUGCGAUCUGUCUUGCCAUUCUUUAUAACAUUUGCUCUUGGACUCGCAUUCGGGGGUUUGACAUUCCUAACUUACUGGGCCUUUUUCACCUGCUUUCUUGUUGGUUGGUUUCUUCUGGGUACUUACUGUUUUAAAGAUUUGAUCCAGUUGUAGAAUUUCUGUUGCUUGAAUACUUGGAUGUAUAAAACUGCAGUUCAACAAUGGUAUUUUGAUUCAGAUACUUACAUAUUCGGAAUUACUAGGGAAUAUUUUCAGAUAGCA